Molecule: messenger RNA, 1119 nt
Organism: Clonostachys byssicola
Lineage: Eukaryota; Fungi; Ascomycota; Sordariomycetes; Hypocreales; Bionectriaceae
Source: the annotation of a GenBank genome assembly
AUGACGACAACAGACGAAUCCUAUCAAGCCCUCGUUUUUGGAGCAUCCGGCAUUUCCGGAUGGGCUAUUACGAGGGCAGCAGUGCGCUCAGAGACGCCGUAUGCAUUCUCCAAGGUCAUUGCUCUUACCAAUCGCCCUUUAUCUUUGAAGAGUUCCGCCUGGCCAGAUAAUCCGAAACUAGAGCUCAAACAUGGCCUUGACUUGGCCAAAGGCCCUGGUCCGGUUCGAAACUACUUGAGUCAAAUAGGCGGCAUCGAAAAGACGACUCAUGUUUACUUUACAGCGUAUAUACAUGGUGCUUUUGGAAACAUUGAUAGCGAUGCCCGUACUCGGGUUAACGUGGACAUUCUCCGCAACGCGGUGCUGGCUUGGUACGGAACCGAGUUCUCACAUAUACUCAAACCAAAAGCGCCUUUCCAAGAAACAGCCCCUCGAAUCCCGAAGCCGUACUCGGAUCACUGCUUCUACUACCCCCAGGUUGACCUUCUAGAAGAGCUCUCAAACGGCAAGGAUUGGAGCUAUGCCAACAUCAUACCCGACUCAAUUAUUGGACUUGUCCCAAACGGAAACCCAAUGACUAUAGCGCACCCCAUAGGGCUUUAUUUGGCGUUGUGGAAAUCGUUCAGACACACGGAGCCUGUUCCAUUUCCAGGGACUCGGACAUCAUAUCACACGCUUCACACUGACACGUCGCAAGACAUACUUGGUGACUUUACUAUUUUCCUAUCUAUGCGAGGCGAAUCCAGCUCUGGAAAAUCCUUCAACAUUGCUGACAACGAUGGUGUGAGCUGGGAAUCUACUUGGGGAGGCAUCUGCAGCUAUUUUGGCUUGAAAGGAGUCGAGCCCAUGGAUAACGCUUCUUCCCUGCAGGGGGAAGCCUGGGUCACGAGUAUCAAAUCGGAGUGGGCAAAAUGGGAAGCAGACCACGGACUCAAAAAGGGGGCCGUCGAAGGAGCCCCGUGGGAGUUCUUCACUAUCAUUGUCGGUUAUUAUUCUGAGAUUAACAGAAACCUAGAUAUUUCUCGGGCACGUGCGUUAGGAUGGGACCGUAGCUACGACGCCGUUCGCAGCUACCAUGUUACUUUUGAACGGCUGCGAAGGAUAAAGUUGCUUCCAUAA